AUGUCCGACUUUGAGAAGGAGAAGCCCCAGGGCAUCGAGGCCGAGCAGGAGGCCAGCAUUGAGUCCCCGGCGACGACACAGCCGCGGCCAGAGGACUUCAACUUCACCCCGGAGGAGCAGAAGAAAAUCAAGCGGCGCAUGGAUCUUCGAAUCGUCACCACCCUGGGCUUCAUGUACUGCGUUUCGCUCAUGGAUCGCACCAACCUGGGAGCCGCCAGUAUUGCUGGCAUGGACAAAGAGUUGCGCCUCGACAUCGGCGACAGAUACAGCAUCAUCACUUUGGUCUUUUUUAUCACAUACACUCUGUUCCAACCACCAUCAACCGUCAUUGUGCGUGCUGUUGGCCCGCGAGUUCACCUUGCACUCAUCACAACUCUUUGGGGUGCCGUGAUGAUCGGCAUGGGCUUCGCUCCCGACUGGGGUGCGAUGGCUGGACUGCGUGUUUUGCUAGGUCUCCUCGAGGCUGGAUUUUUCCCUAGCUGUGUCUAUUUGCUCAGCACCUGGUACACUAGAUACGAGGUGGGCAGACGUUACUCUGUCUUUUAUCUUAUUGGAUGCGUUGCAAGCGCCUUCAGUGGUAUUCUUGCCUUUGGUCUGAUGCAAAUGGCAGGCCUUGGCAAUCUCAAUGGAUGGCGCUGGAUUUUCAUCAUUGAGGGUAUCAUUACCUGUCUUCUGGGUAUCGCCGGCUACUGGCUCCUCGUCAACUUCCCCGACUCGACACGAUCGAACUGGAGCUUUCUGGGCGACCGCGAGCGGGCCUGGAUCGUUGCCAAGAUCAACGCCGACCGCGGAGACGUCAAGGUUGACUCCUUCAGCUGGGGGAAGUGGCUUGGUGGCGGCGCCGACAUCAAGAUCUGGCUGUACGCCUUCAUCUUCUUUAACUCCACCACCAUCACCUAUGCGCUGGCCUACUUCCUGCCCAUCAUCCUCAACCUCAGCCUCGGCUUCGACGUCGGCACGUCGCAGUGCCUCGUCGCUCCCCCCUAUGUCUUUGCCGGCAUCAUCAUGUUUGCGGGCGCGGCGAUCGGCGACAAGUACCACGUGCGCGGGCCCAUCAUCGUCUUCAACAUGCUGCUGUGCGUCAUCGGCCUACCCAUCCUGGGCUUCCACGCCAACGCCAAGGUCCGCUACUUUGGCGUCUUCCUCUGCACCGCGGGCGCCAACGCAAACAUCCCCGCCGUCAUGUCGUACCAGGCCAACAACAUCCGUGGUCAGUGGAAGCGCGCCUUUUGCAGCGCCACCCUCGUCGCCAUGGGCGGCAUCGGUGGCAUCGCGGGCAGCCUCGUCUUCCGCAGCCAGGACAGACCCGGCUACAGGCCGGGGCUGUACGCCUGUAUCGCCUGCGCCCUCUGCAACAUCAUCUGCGUCGGGAUCCUCACCCUCCUGUUCAAGAGGGAGAACGACAAGGCUGACAAGGAGGGCAAGCAGCUCGAGUGCUCUGCGGGCGACGAUUUCCAGCCCGGGUUCAGGUACACGUACUGA
Molecule: messenger RNA, 1482 nt
Organism: Pyricularia pennisetigena
Lineage: Eukaryota; Fungi; Ascomycota; Sordariomycetes; Magnaporthales; Pyriculariaceae
Exons: 4
Coding region: 1-1482 (493 amino acids)
Biological process (GO): transmembrane transport
Cellular component (GO): membrane
Molecular function (GO): transmembrane transporter activity
Source: RefSeq, a predicted model, not a curated record